AUGCUGAAACCAGUGGUGAAACCUGCAGAGGUGGCACAUCUGGCGCCCCACUCCCCAUCGGAACCAGAAGUGACCCCUCUUCAUGACUCUUCAAGUCUGGGCCAGAUCUCGGUCAGGCUACUUUCACCGCUGUACUACCUGGUCAUGAGGCGCCCCCUUUGGUUGACCCGGACCACCCAACAUUGCGUCGCACCACCCGCCAUGACGUUACUUGUGGUUGGUGCUAAAUUACGCACAGCGGAGGUUGAGAGCGCGCCUCCGUUCGGGGUCUGGGGGACCGGUGCUUUCUCUGAUUGCGGGACCGAGCUGCACCUCCCGCGGCAGUUUGGAGACUGCCAAUCAUCACAAGUACACAAAUUCUGA
Molecule: messenger RNA, 363 nt
Organism: Knipowitschia caucasica
Lineage: Eukaryota; Metazoa; Chordata; Actinopteri; Gobiiformes; Gobiidae
Source: the annotation of a GenBank genome assembly